UGUGUGUGUGUGAAAGAGUGGAAAAUAAAGUGAAAAGGCAAAAACUGCUGCAGACUGCAAGUGUUCCCUUCCUUCUGUGAAGCAAUCAAAGAUCAUUUAAUAUAUUUACAUUUACAUUUACAGCAUUUGGCAGAUGCUCUUAUCCAGAGCAACGUACAUAAGUGCUUAAAUCUACCAUGAGUUUAAAACAAUAUUCAAAGUUACAAUGAAAAAGUGUCAAAGGUUUUAUGUAUACAUUAAAUGCAAAAGAUAGGGAAAAAAGUGCUAGUUGAAGUGUUUCCUGAAUAAGUAGGGUUUCAACUGCCGUUUGAAAAUAGCUGGUGACUCAGCUCUCCGGACCUUUAGGGGAAGUUCAUUCCACCACCUUGGUGCCAGAACAGAGAAGAGUCUUGCAAUAUACUCUUACUGUGAGAGAUGGUGGAACCAGUCGAGCAGUGCUGGUAGAUUGGAGGGUGCGGGGUGCAGUGUGAGGAAUGAUGAGGGCUUUGAGAGAACAUAAAAUGGAAAAAGGUGUGGAAUCUGAGCAAGGCAAUGAGGGAGCUUUCCAAGGAGAAAGAAGAAAGAUAAUCCAGCCGUCGUCUUUAAACGAUCCGAAACUAGUAAAGCUCAAAGAGGUGCUGGUAGAAUGGAUCAACAGUACUCUGAAGCCAGAACACAUUGUGAUCCAGAAUCUGGAGGAAGACAUCUAUGAUGGACUUGUGAUUCAUCACCUACUGGGCAGGUUAGGAGGAGUGCAUUUAGCGGCAGAGGAGAUCGCAUUAACCAGUACUGCCCAGAUGUCCAAACUGGAGAUGAUUCUUCAGGCCCUCAACAAGGAGCUAGGGAUUGGUGAUGAAGCUAAAUGGUGUGCCAAACUAAUCCACAGUCGAGACCUGCUGGCGACUCUGCAUCUGUUAGUGGCCAUCGUGAAGCGGUACCAGCCUGAACUGGCCCUUCCCCAAAAUGUCAGUGUGGAAGUCAUCAUAUUUGAGGUUAACAGAAGUGGCAUCAAAUCUGACAAGCAGAUAGAAUACAUCACUUUGCAAAGUGAGGAUACAGACGGAUCUAAAAACGAUCCCAUAGAUGAACUGCUCAAGCUUGACACACACAAAAUUGCCACAGUUGAAAAGGCGCUCUUACACUUUAUCAAUAAGAACAUGACGCCAUUAAGGUUGCAGGUGUCUGACAUCGAGAAACAGUUUGCAGAUGGUGUGAUUCUGCUUUUGCUGAUUGGUGAGUUGGAGGGUUUCUUCAUUCCACUCUACGAGUUCUACCUCUCUCCUUCCAGCCACUCAGAGAUGCUUCAUAAUGUCACUCUGGCUCUGGAUCUACUUAAUGACAAAGAAAUACAAGUACAGAAUGUUGACCCAGAAGAUAUUGUGUCCCAAGAUGUCCCAGCAACACUGAAAGUACUCUAUGCCUUGUUUAAGAAACACAAGGACAAAUAAUCCUCUACUAGCCACAUCUACAGCCUCUAAUGAAAAUGACAUGAAAGGUCAUGGGAUAAGCUUCUAAUCCACCUGGAGUGCAAUGUUGUGACUAAUAUACUUUAAGAAAUUGUGAAAGCAGUCAAGACACGGGCGUCUAGAUUUAAUAAAGGCAAGAGAACACUGGAUCACUCAGCACAUCAUACAGAUUGGAUGUGGAUGGUGACAGAAUGUGACCACAUCCAUUUCUCUCUAAUUGAAUAGUUGACCUUGAGCCUCUCACUUGUCCUUAUUGACAGAAUGCAUUAUAGCUUCUCUCUCUCUCUCUCUCUCUCUCUCUCUCUCUCUCUCUCUCUCUCUCUCUCUCUCUCUCUCUCUCUCUCUCUCUCUCUCUCUCUCUCUCUCUCUCUC
Messenger RNA from Tachysurus fulvidraco (yellow catfish), 1817 nucleotides. It is a transcript of the gene parvg, whose product is annotated as parvin, gamma. Lineage: Eukaryota; Metazoa; Chordata; Actinopteri; Siluriformes; Bagridae. Gene Ontology annotation, cellular component: cytoplasm; actin cytoskeleton; focal adhesion. The transcript has 13 exons. Bases 474 to 1427 code for a protein of 317 amino acids. The record is from RefSeq and is a predicted model, not a curated record. Gene Ontology annotation, molecular function: actin binding. Gene Ontology annotation, biological process: establishment or maintenance of cell polarity; cell projection assembly; substrate adhesion-dependent cell spreading.